Caenorhabditis auriculariae is the source of this 2972-nucleotide messenger RNA. NCBI's taxonomy places the organism in Eukaryota, Metazoa, Nematoda, Chromadorea, Rhabditida, Rhabditidae. The record is from the annotation of a GenBank genome assembly.
AUGUCCACAUGUGAAAAAUGGCCUCUAAUGAAAUACACGGAUAUCAAAGAAGGCGGUCAAGUUAUUGUGAGUUUUACAACGAGGUGAAGUUUCCAAGAAAGGUAUUCAGUGCUCGAACGAUUUGCAAUUGCUUUUCGACAGAGGCGUCAAGUCUUUGACAGUAUAUUACGGCCUGAAAAUCGUAGAACGCGUUCAUCUGACUGAUCAGGGUCCGCCAUACAUCAAGUAAGAUAAAAAAGAAAACUGAUUAAUUUUUUCGGUGUCAAGGUUCAAAAACGCGGAUAUGGUGGUUCAGAAAAGUCAGGACCGGGAAGGAUUCCGCUUGCGGUUUUCUUCUUUGGAAUCGCGCUUCAAUUUUACUGAACUGGUGUCAAAGUUCACUCUUGUCGGGGAUUUCACACCAAGGGUUAAAUAAAAACGGACUAUUUUGGAUUUUCGCAUGAGUUACAGAAAGAACCGCAACAAAAUCUUCAAAAGCUCGAAGUAGAGAAAACUUGGAACGUCUCACAAUCCUUGGAGUCCGUCCGGCAACUGGAAGAUUCUCGAUACUCUUUCAGCGACGCUGUGAAUAUCAUUUUUCUAAAUUUUCCAAUUCUUGCAUAUUUCAGAGCACCCAAAGUUCCUCUUGUAUGUCAUUUUCCCCGGCUUAUGGCUCCACCCCGACUUACGGCGGUUCUACGCCCGUUUACAACCCGCCCAUAUCUUUUCCAAGCUCACAAGACGUUGAAACUUCGCCAUGGAUUCAAGAAAAAUGGGGAAUUUUCAGUAUGGGCAGCAUGACUUUACGCAAAGUACAAUUUAUUCGGAGCCGGUCAAGAAAAAUCCUUACAGGGACUUAUUCAAAGCUUCUCAGAGCUUUUCUCAGCCGCAGUUUACGACGAAAACAGUAGAGCAGCAAUCAAAUAAGGUUGAGAGCUGUGGGACCUGUUGAGAAAAAAAUCUCUUUUUUUUUUUUCAAAAAUCAAGAAUUUUUCUUCAGUAUGGCCAACAUGAUUCGACUCAAAGUACGAUGUAUUCGGAGCCGGCCAGGAAAAACUGUUUCCCGAGAUCUUUUCAACGCUUCUCAGGGCUUUUCUCAGCCGCAAGUUACGAGGAAACCUGUGGAAGUUCCGGUUGUAAAGGUUGGAAACGAUAUUUGUAAAGUUAAACUUAUUUUAGACCGAAAAAAUUUAUAAAAAAAGUUAUUUUUGCAAGAGUUUUUCAUUUUCGGAUCAAAAAUUGACUGAAUAAUGCCCUUUUUUUCUGGUAAAUAAAUACGUAAAUUUCGCCUUCAAGGUCCAAAAAAUGGUGUCCAAUUUUGUGCUGAUGCUUCCCCAUAAAAAAAAAUGAAAGUUUAUUUCGCAUUCCGUAACUCUGAUAUAGCCCAUUCCGCACCAGCUUGUCACGUUUUUUUCAUUCCUUCCAUCUGAAAAGCCCUUCCAUUCGACGCGCGCAAUCUAUUUUUGUACAUACGCCUUUAAAAUAACUAGAAUCUUCAGGAUAAGUUAAAGGCGCAAGUAUAAGGAAAGGGCCUUUCGAAUAGCUCAAAGAUAAACUAAAACCGUGACAAGCAAGGCUAUAUAAGUUUUUGAAAAUCCUAAUUUCCAGCCCAAAGAAAGGUGUGAAGCCGGCUGUCAGACUGAAGAAGACGAUAUUUCCGAGUUUUCGAGCCCAGAAACCGUGAAAAGUUAUCUUCUCGAUGCUGUCGGUUAAUUCAAUAAAAUUCAAUGUAAUCUAUAAUUUUUAAGCUCAAAAAGCCAAAUGUUCUGGAACUCGUCCAGCUUUUCAUGGAAGGAAUCAAGAAGCUUUCGGAAGACGAUCUGAGCGUCUUGAGGUCGAAAGUUCACCUGGUCUGUAAAUUAAUUCAGAAAAGUAAAUAUCCCCAUAAUUUAAGAACAUUGGAAAAGGGAACGAAGAGAUAAAGAUUGUUCAGAAUACGACUAUUGAGAAGAAAAAGCGCGGAAGGAAACCAAAGGUUACCGUUUCGAUUUGUUUUGAAAUAAAAUAUAAUCAUUAGAAGUUGGAGAAAUUCAUUUCUAGACUAUUUAUUUAAAUUCUCAUCAGAAUUGAGAGAGAAAAACAGGAAAAAAAGUCAAUAAAUUAUGAAUAUUUGUACAAUUUUUUUCCUUGAAACUUACCAUACACAUUUUUUUAUUCGUACUCUAUUCCACAAAUGGCAGUUUUCUACGGUCACAGUAGAAAAAAAUUCCAAGAAUUCCAAGAAAAAAAUUCUUAAAUUUACAGAAUAAAAAAAUAAGAAAGAAAUGAGGAAAAAUCUCAAUAAAUAUCAAAAUUCUCUCCGAACACCGAGAUAUGGGAAACAACUUUUUCCUUAUACGUUUUUUUCAGAGACUACUGUUUUUUUUUCCUGGCUAGAAUUUGUAGAUAUCAAAAUGAAAAAUUUAGUUAUCAUUGAACUUAUUCAAUUUUUGGUUAUGGUAGAGAAAUGUUGAGUUUCGCGACUUUUUCUAGUCUGAACUUCAGUUUUCCCGUCGUCCUGAUAAUACAUUUUUUUCAGAGAAUGAGAUCUACAGAGGGAUAAUAAAAUCAUAAAAAACCAGUACGCGAAGCUAAAAUUAAAAAAAAAAUCAUUUCUUUAUUAAGAAAAGGUACGGAAACUCUUCUUCAGUAAAAAAUAAUCUUGAUGCGAUUUUAUUAUUUUCAGAUAGUUCGACUGAGCUAACAUCGAAAUAUUUAAAUUUUUUCCGUCUUUGACUAUUUAUCUUUCGAAAAAUCGUCCAAUCCAAUAGAAAACAAAACGUUAACGAUAAAUUGUGCAAAAUCAGAACACUUGUAAACAUUUUCAGGAGGUAUCACCUGAAGAGAAAGAAAAGAAACUCUUGGAAAAAUGCCAAAAAAAGAGAAGAAAAAGCCCGGAAGGAAACCUAAGGUCCAAAGAAAGGUUUUGACUUUUUAAUAUGGAAAGUAUUGAUUUAUUGAAUUUUUUUCCCAGCUUGAAACUGCAAAAGAAAACCGUGCAAGGUCAUCAUUGA